AGCGAGUUCAUUGUUAUGUGCCUUGAUGGAAGAAGUGCAGCGGAAGCAGGACAGGAAGUUGGAUUAAGACCGAAUUUUAAACGUGGAGAUUUCCGAAAUACGUUCUGAGCCUUAAAAAUUGAGUUAUUUAUAGUUAUGAGCCAAAUUCGGAUUUAUUCAUCGGAUUGAUUAAAUAUUUUUGGAGUCCAGUGAAGUGAAGUAGUUUUGGUUCCAAACGUUUCAAAGUAUUACAGUGAAGUUUCAGUGCCUGAACUUUUUUACUUCCGGUUCACUGGACGCACCAUUUGUGUACUCAUUCGUGUUUGCAGUUCUUUCCUGUACUCUUCUCGGAAUCAAACGAGCUCUUUCAAAGUAUUCUCACCGGAUGCCUCAUAAUACGACUGACUGAAGGCUAACGCAAUCUGAACAAGCCAAAGAGUCGAGGCGUGGAAGAUGAGAUGAAAUCCAGGUCACGAUGAAAAACUGAAAAAUCAAACAAAAUGAGGUGUCCCACAGACGUCGCUGUAGAAGAUCUUCAACCUGAAAAGCACAAUCCCCUCCACGUUAAACAGGAGUCGGAGUCUAAGAUGCAGUACAUCAAACAGGAGGCGGAGCCAGAGACCCCCAGCAUUAAAGAAGAAGAACAGGAAGAUGAAAUCCCCAAGUUUCCAAUGACUGUCAGUGUGAAGAGUGAGGAAGAUGAAGGUCCAAACGAAGCGAGCGGAGCAGCGAAACCUUCGAGCAACAACUCCUUUCAGCACCUGACAACAGAAGGAGAUGGACUAUCGCAACCAGACGGGCUCUUCGCUCCGCUUUCAGGCAGCGACGACGUAACGUCACACUCUUCUGACACUGAUACUAAUGAGGAAGAUGUUGACUUUGACCAAAAUGCUUCGAAAUCCUUAAACAAGUCAUCAAGGAAAACGAACAAAAAAGAAUGCAAGGUUGGGAAACCUUUUCCCUGCUCACUUUGUGAUAAAAGAUUUUCUCGGAAAUCUCAUUUGGAAAUACAUAAGCGUUCGCACACUGGAGAAAAGCCUUUUGUCUGCACUUGUUGUGGUAAAAGAUUCAUCGAGAACAAAAGUUUAAAGAGGCAUGCAAGCAAACACACUGGAGAGAAGCCUUUCGCCUGCUCCAUAUGUGAGAAAAGAUUUCAUCAGAAGCAUGCAUUAACAAGACACAUGCAAACACACACUGCAGAGAAGCCUUACGCCUGCUCAUUAUGUGAGAAAAGAUUUGGUCGAAGGUAUCAGUUAACGAGACAUAUGCUUAUUACACACAUUACAGAAAAGCUUUUUGUCUGCACACGUUGUGGUAAAAGAUUUACCGAGAAGGAAGAAUUAAACAAACACACAAGCACGCACACUGAAGAGAAGCCUUUUGCCUGCACACUUUGUGAUAAAAAAUACUGGACGAAGGCAGGUUUAAACAUUCACACAAAAACACACACUGGAGAGAAGCCUUUCACCUGCACACUUUGCGAUAAAAGAUUUUCUCAGAAGGCUCAUUUAGAAAUACAUAAGCGCACACACACUGGAGAGAAGCCUUUCACCUGCACACUUUGCGAUAAAAGGUAUUCUCAGAAAAGUAAUUUAGAAAUACAUAAGCGCACACACACUACAGAGAAGCCUUUCACCUGCACACUUUGCGAUAAAAGAUUUUCUCAAAAAAUUAAUUUAGAAAAGCAUCAGAGUACGCACACAAGAGACAAGCCUUUGGUCUACAUGUGUUGUGGUAAAAGAUUCACCGUCAAGGAAAAUUUUACCAAACACACAAGCACCCACAUUGGAGAAAGGCCUUUUCUCUGCACAGUUUGCGGUCAACGAUUCAACCAUAAGGGAAAUUUAAAUAAACACAUAAGCACACACACCGGAGAAAAGCCUUUUCCCUGCUCACUUUGUGGUAAAAGAUUCCGUCAGAAGACAGAUUUAGAAAAGCAUAAGCCUACACACACUGGAGAGAGGCCAUUCGCCUGCUCCGUUUGUGAGAAACGGUUUUCUAGGAAGGAUCGGUUAAAAAUACAUACAAGGAUACACACUGGGGAAAAGCCUUUUUCCUGCGCACUUUGUGGUUUAAGAUUCACUGAGAAGCGAAAUUUAGUAUCGCACGCAAGAAGCCACACUGGGUAAUUAUGAAACAAAAUAGUAUCUUAUUUGUGUAACGAACGAAUACUGGUAUCGUGAUUUACAAGAAUAUGCAGGGAAACGCAUUCCCCUGCCUAUCCUGCUUUUUGACCAAUGAGCUGAUGGAACAAUCGCAAUACCAAAUCCCUCUAAACUCAUUGGUCGUGCUACUGUCGCUUGCUAUGAUGAAAAUGGAAGACGACAAGCAGGUAGAGUGCCGAAGAUGACAGGAUUGAGUGAAAUCCUGAAUAAAAAUGAAUAAAAAGCAUGUUCAAAAUAAUGAA
Corythoichthys intestinalis (scribbled pipefish) is the source of this 2386-nucleotide messenger RNA. Its product is annotated as gastrula zinc finger protein XlCGF57.1-like. NCBI's taxonomy places the organism in Eukaryota, Metazoa, Chordata, Actinopteri, Syngnathiformes, Syngnathidae. Gene Ontology annotation, molecular function: RNA polymerase II cis-regulatory region sequence-specific DNA binding; DNA-binding transcription factor activity, RNA polymerase II-specific. The transcript is spliced from 3 exons. The record is from RefSeq and is a predicted model, not a curated record. Gene Ontology annotation, biological process: regulation of DNA-templated transcription. Bases 480 to 2108 code for a protein of 542 amino acids.